GUCAAUGUUUAAAUGAAAAUAUUAAUAUAAAUAGUGAUUCGUUAACUAAUAGUUUAAAUUUUGGAAAUUGUUCUAUAAAAAUUGAUGAUGGUGAUGAAUGGAUGUUUACGGAAAGUAAAUAUAUAGUAUAUGAAAGAUUAGAUACAGUUUGGCAUUUAUAUCAACCUAAAUAUUCUGAAGAUAAAUAUUUUAAAAAGAGAAACAAUUGGCAAUCAACUAUAAAAGAUCCGGAUGAACUUAAAAAAUUUCCAUAUUAUUUUAAAAAAAUGGCAUAUGCGGAAAAAAUAACUGCUUAUUUAGGAGAUAAACCUUUGGGUCCAAUGAAAGUAGAUAAUAAAGAUGUAACAUUUUAUCCAAUGGAUUAUAAGAUGUGUUUUAGAAUUUUAUUAAUUGAAACAUGUGAUUCAAAUUUAUUACAUGAAGGACUUAAAAAUCAAAAUGUUCGACAUAAAAUAUUAACAGAUCCAACUAAUAUAUAUUCGAAAGUAAAAGAAGGAUUUAGAAUAAUUGAAUCUGCACCAAAAGUUUGUGAUAAAUGUAUAAUUAAUAGAGCUAAUUUAAAAUUAUGUUCUAAAUGUUCUAAAGAAAAACUUUGUUAUGAUUUUUGUAAUAAAAAAUGUGGAAGAUGGUAUUCACCUGAAGAUUGGUUUAUUUUUUGUAUAGAUUUUGAUCAAAUGAUAAAUUGU
Molecule: messenger RNA, 686 nt
Organism: Funneliformis caledonium
Lineage: Eukaryota; Fungi; Glomeromycota; Glomeromycetes; Glomerales; Glomeraceae
Source: the annotation of a GenBank genome assembly